Durio zibethinus is the source of this 1920-nucleotide messenger RNA. Its product is annotated as ras-related protein RABA1f-like. Lineage: Eukaryota; Viridiplantae; Streptophyta; Magnoliopsida; Malvales; Malvaceae. Gene Ontology annotation, molecular function: GTPase activity; GTP binding. The record is from RefSeq and is a predicted model, not a curated record.
AAAAUCCAAACUUUUCUCCAAAAUCUCGUGAAAAAGGGUUAAUUUUGGUUAACCCGCCACGAGCCACCAUAAUCAUAGUUCAUAGCCAUUUGCCAACUAAAGCUUUUCUCCAGACCAUCCCAAACCCAGAACCCGAAAAACAAAACAAAAUGCCACCUUUAACAUACCAAUUACCCAAAUAACAAGAAGAAAAGAAAAAGGCGUUUCUUUUUUGUUUUUAUUUUGCUUUUUAAAUACUUCGACACCAAUCAAAGACAACAUCGGACGACAUAUAACAAGAACAAGAGGAGAAAGGUGAAGGAAUAAAAAAAACAAGAGAAAAAUGGGAGCUUACAGGGCGGAUGAUGACUACGAUUACUUGUUUAAGGUUGUCCUGAUCGGUGACUCUGGGGUUGGAAAAUCCAACCUUUUGUCUAGAUUUACAAGGAACGAGUUUAGCCUGGAAUCUAAGUCUACUAUUGGGGUUGAGUUUGCCACCCGUAGCAUUCAUGUUGAUGAUAAAGUUGUCAAAGCUCAGAUUUGGGACACCGCUGGACAAGAAAGAUAUCGUGCGAUAACCAGUGCAUAUUACCGUGGUGCUGUUGGUGCUUUACUAGUCUACGAUGCCACCCGUCACGUUACAUUUGAAAAUGUAGAAAGGUGGCUGAAGGAACUUAGGGAUCACACUGAUGCCAACAUUGUGAUUAUGCUAGUUGGGAACAAGGCAGACCUGCGACACUUGCGAGCAGUUGCCACUGAAGAUGCCAAAGCUUUUGCUGAACGAGAGAACACCAUUUUUAUGGAAACAUCUGCACUUGAGUCUUUGAAUGUUGAGAAUGCCUUCACGGAAGUGCUGACCCAGAUUUAUCGUGUUGUAAGCAGGAAAGCUCUUGAUAUUGGAGAUGACCCGGCAACUUUGCCCAAAGGGCAGAGGAUCAAUGUUGGAUCAAAAGACGAUGUAUCAGCUGUGAAGCAAGUUGGAUGUUGCUCAGCUUAAGCAUGGAGAAGAAGUCUAGAGUUAUUUGUCUUUGAAAAUUAACCAAUUUACAGCACAAAAAAGCGAACAUCAACAAUGCAUUGACAAAUUGACAUCGUGCUUUGGAUGCUAAACACAACUCGUCUAUGUUAGCUUGAUUAAUGGUUUUAUGUUGUUUUAUUUGUUAAUUUCAAACAUUUUGCUUUUGUUUCCUUCUUUGUUCAUUGCUUUAAGUGCUAAACCAUCUUAAUUUUAUACAAGUUCAGUUUGUUUCGAAUCAUUGCCUGACUGUUGGUUUUUGAUGGAACACCCAGCUAUUAUGCUUUGAGCCUGUGAUGGCAGUGGGUAUAUGAUAUUGGAAAAUCAAAGCUCCUUAUGUAGUAUCUUGUUUACUCAGUUAUGCUUAUUUCCGUAAAUCAUUGACACUAGCCUCUUUUGAUAUUGUUGAGGUGCUUACCAUGAUGGGUCCGAUCAUCUUAUUUGCCCAUAGAUCGGCCGCACACGGCUGCCAACCGUAAAAAUUACUUGUCCCAAUUACAGGGUAUUAGAGCCCUUGGUGAUCCAACCAAGGGCAAAAAACGAGACCCCAGCCAAGGAAUUGAUCCAACCCAGGCUCCGUUCGUAUCAGUAACAUUGACAAGAGAAUUGUAGCAUUUUAUUUUCUUUUACUACAAGUCGUUAAGAUUAGGUGUAGCUUCAUUACCAUUGUCUAGUAGUAUUAUAAUUUUGGUGAAUGUUGUUGUCAGUUCGACCAGAGGAAAUGCAUAAUCUUCUCUUCUUCAACAUACUGGAUGCCCUCUUUGCUUCACUUUUGAGAUUGAAGCCCUCGUUUUCCCUGACAGCCAGUAAAAUAAGCAGAGCAUAAAGAAAUCUAUUCACUUCAAAAACCACACCAGAAUGAUUAAAUUAUGUGCCACCAAAUGGAAAAAAAAAAUGUCUUUGUAAUGAGCAACACUUUUAAUAAA